This is a messenger RNA of Oncorhynchus mykiss (rainbow trout), 4312 nucleotides long. Its product is annotated as TBC1 domain family member 10A. Gene Ontology annotation, biological process: regulation of GTPase activity. Gene Ontology annotation, molecular function: GTPase activator activity; small GTPase binding. NCBI's taxonomy places the organism in Eukaryota, Metazoa, Chordata, Actinopteri, Salmoniformes, Salmonidae. The record is from RefSeq and is a predicted model, not a curated record.
CUGAUAAACCCCACCGAAGAAGAAGAAGACCUGUGCCAUAUCUGGGUUAUCAUUUCUGUCUGCGCAUAAAGUCUUUAGACGUGCCAGUCCUGUGAGAGAUUGAUUGUCAUUUGAUUUCAAUGGUUUUAUCGGGCUGAACCGUCAUUAGAAGUAUACCGGUUUUUGUAUUUUGACUUGCGGUGCUGUUGUUGUUAAACAGCUAACGUUAGUGGCAUGCUUCUCACUGGCAGUGCUAGCGGUUGGCUAACAUAGCCAGCUAGCUAUCUAGUUGCCAUUCAUUGAUUCUGACUUUCUGUUUUUAUUUUCGUUAACUGGUUGGCGAGCUAACGUUUAUUAGCGUACUAGUUAGUCGAGAUAACUAGCUAGUUGCUUUGAUUAAGGCUACCUAGCAAGGUUACUGAUUUAACUUUGACGAUGCCAUGGUCAGUUUAUGACAAGAUGUUGGACAACCAAAAACUAGCUACCUAGCUAAAGUUACAAUUAAAUAAUGGGAGGUUUAGUUGACUAAUUGUAUUUGAAGAAGUAAGCUAGCGGGAGCUAGUGGUUUAAAUGGCAAAAAUAGAACCAGGCAAUGGACUUAAGUCAGCAGAGUCCCGCAAAAGUUUGCGGGGCACGACAGAAAGUCUGGCACUGACAGAUGGAGAAGGCAACCUCUUCGGCUCGGACUCGGAACUAAAUGUCUAUACCAGUGAGAGACAGACGGAUAAAUAUGGAUUUAUUGGGGGUGCACAACAAUAUUCAGAACAAUCAGCUGAAAACAUCCCUCCUGAGGUGCUGAGGCAGAGGGAGGCCAAAUGGCUGGACAUGCUCAACAACUGGGACAAGUGGAUGGCAAAGAGACACAAGAAGAUGAAGCUGCGCUGUCAGAAGGGCAUACCCCCCUCUCUGAGAGGCCGGGCGUGGCUCUACCUGUCUGGAGGAAAGGUGAAGAGGGAGCAGCACAAGGGCAAAUUUGAGGAGCUGGACAGCCAGGCAGGAGACCCUAAGUGGGUGGAUGUGAUAGAGAGGGACCUCCACAGACAGUUCCCCUUCCAUGAGAUGUUUGUGGCAAGAGGAGGCCAUGGUCAGCAGGACCUCUACCGUGUCCUGAAGGCCUAUACUCUGCACCGGCCAGAGGAGGGUUACUGCCAGGCCCAGGCUCCCAUUGCUGCUGUGCUGCUAAUGCACAUGCCUGCUGAGGAUGCAUUCUGGGGUCUGGUCCAGAUCUGUGAGAAGUACCUUCCCGGAUACUACAGUGCAGGGCUGGAGGCGAUCCAGCUGGAUGGAGAGAUCCUGUUUACUCUGCUGAAGCGGGUGUCUCCUCUGGCUCACCGCCACCUGAAGAAGCACAAGCUGGACCCCAUCCUGUACAUGACGGAGUGGUUCAUGUGUGCCUUCUCCAGAACCCUGCCCUGGGUCUCCGUGCUGCGCGUCUGGGACAUGUUCCUCUGUGAGGGAGUGAAGAUCAUCUUCCGGGUGGGCCUGGUGUUGUUGAAGUGCAUGUUGGGCUCCCAGGACAAGCUGAAGACGUGUCAGGGCCAGUAUGAGACUAUGGAGCUGCUAAAGACCAUAGAUACACGCUACAUGCAGGAGGGGUUUCUAGUGCGGGAGAUUCUAGAGCUGCCGGUGUCAGAGCGGGACAUUGAGAAGGAGCACCUGGCAUCAGUGCGGCGCUGGAAGGAGACCCGGGGUGAGUUGCACUGCAAGUCCCUUCCCAGGAUGCACGGCGCCAAGGCCAUCAUGGCUGCCGAGCCGCCCAGUCGCCAAGACUUGAGACAGAACCCCACCAUCAUAGUUGAGUCGCCCCUGGCAACCAAGAGCAAUGGGGAGGACAAGGAAAGGAAAAAUACCAAAGAGCAGAAGAAUGGGAAGAAAAACAGCUCUCCGACCCCAGUGGCAGCCUACCUUGAACCCAGCGAGCCCUCCCCCCUCCUCAAAGACGCAGCCCUGCUUGGCUCCAAUCAGAGCCUGAGCAGCGCAGAGUAUGACACCUACCUGUAGCGGGUACGGAUAGCCAUGACACCUACCUGUAGCGGGUACGGAUAGCCAUGACACCCACCUGUAGCGGGUACGGAUAGCCAUGACACCUACCUGUAGCGGGUACGGAUAGCCAUGACACCUACCUGUAGCGGGUACGGAUAGCCAUGACACCUACCUGUAGCGGGUACGGAUAGCCAUGACACCUACCUGUAGCGGGUACGGAUAGCCAUGACACCUACCUGUAGCGGGUACGGAUAGCCAUGACACCUACCUGUAGCGGGUACGGAUAGCCAUGACACCUACCUGUAGCGGGUACGGAUAGCCAUGACACCUACCUGUAGCGGGUACGGAUAGCCAUGACACCUACCUGUAGCGGGUACGGAUAGCCAUGACACCUACCUGUAGCGGGUACGGAUAGCCAUGACACCUACCUGUAGCGGGUACGGAUAGCCAUGACACCUACCUGUAGCGGGUACGGAUAGCCAUGACACCUACCUGUAGCGGGUACGGAUAGCCAUGACACCUACCUGUAGCGGGUACGGAUAGCCAUGACACCUACCUGUAGCGGGUACGGAUAGCCAUGACACCUACCUGUAGCGGGUACGGAUAGCCAUGACACCUACCUGUAGCGGGUACGGAUAGCCAUGACACCUACCUGUAGCGGGUACGGAUAGCCAUGACACCUACCUGUAGCGGGUACGGAUAGCCAUGACACCUACCUGUAGCGGGUACGGAUAGCCAUGACACCUACCUGUAGCGGGUACGGAUAGCCAUGACACCUACCUGUAGCGGGUACGGAUAGCCAUGACACCUACCUGUAGCGGGUACGGAUAGCCAUGACACCUACCUGUAGCAGGUAGAUGUCAACACUUGUUUACUGCUCACUGACUCCAUAUCCCUAGUAUACCUUUACCCUCUGACCCAUCCCCACCUCUGCCCUGACGAUCAGGUCCCACACCUCUUGACUGACCCUUUCCAUUAUAGCCAUUUGCAUCCAUAGCAAAACACUAAAACAAUUGGAAGCUUCUGGCAUAGACCAAGUAGUAGUUGUUUUUCCUCACACAUAUGCGAGAUGACAAUUCAAUCAGUUGGGAGAGUGCAGCACUAACCUUCGUUUAGUUGGCCAUACGGGUAUACAUGCACUUGGGCUGAGGGUAGAUUGAGCUCAGUGGCAGGCUGUGUAAUCAUAUCAGUUCAUUAUCUCAAUAUUUUCUCACUGAAGAAGUCUUAGACUGAGUCAAUAUCAGAUGACAUAACUAUGAAGUCUGCUUAGCCAAGAGUUCUGGAUCUGGAGGCUGGACCACUGCCUAUUUACGUAUUCCACCUAAUAUAUACAUAUACACUACAUUGCCAACACACACCGAUCCAGCAUUGUUAGAUUUAGUUCUCAGUCACAGGGAAUGUCAAUUAAAUUGUAAUCCCAGCAGAAUAUUUUGACUCACAUAGGUUGCCAACAUACUGUAUAAAGAUGAAUGCUAUUGUCAUUCACUCAUUGGCGCAUCCUUUCUCUCUGGUUGUAGUGGAUGUUGAUGAACACUAGAGGGCUCUGUGGGGCAUUUUCCUGCCCUAACCAAUGAAAGAACUUGAUUGACUGGUUGAGGGAAAAUCAAUCAUCUCUAUAUCAUCGUCAUAGUUUUAAAUGAAGGAAAUUAACAUUUGCUGGACAAUUCCUGUCACUAGACCAAAGCUUGACUUAUAGUAUGUGUUGUAAGAGCCAUGUUGUCUGAAUUAUUCCUGAGUGUGUUUUUGAUUCUUUGCUGAGCUCCAGAGAACAGAGUGUGUGUGUGUGAUCAUGCAGUGGGAGAAACAUGGUAGAAUGCCAGUCGAUAGACCACUCCUAUCAUACUCAGCCAUGUCGAUUUCAUCUAGCCAUUUUGAUGAGAAGUAUAUGCUAUUUGUGUAUAGCUGUUUAUUAACUCUGCACAAUUUCUUUGUAAACAAUCAUCUAUGUUUCACAUAAAUGUGUGUCACGGUCAAAUAUUUUCCUGUAGAUAAGAUUACACCUGCUGAAAUUGACGUUUCUGAAGGGAAGAACUGGGUAAAAAAAAUAUUGUACAUUUUUGUAUGGUAAAAGGAUGAUUUACAUAAAAAUUGCUGUAGAUUUUCACACUUGCACAUAGCGUAGUAUAAAAUGUAAUAUACUAUAGAUUUUAUAUUUGUCUAAGAUGAAGCACUUUGUCCCUGGUCAAUCCCUUUAAGAAUAGAAUGAACAAUAACAUUUUGUUUGUCUUCUCUAAAAUUGUCCGUGUGUGUGUGUGUGUAUAUACACUGAACAAAAAUGUAAACACAACAUGUGAAGUGUUGGUUUCAUGAGCUGAAAUAAAAAAUCUCUGAAAUUUUCCAUACGCACAAA